AUGGAGCAUAAUUUCGGGAGCAGCCACUACGACACCGGCUACCGCAACCUGGGUGUCAAUGAGGAAGAGGAAGAACAAUGUGAAGCCAAUCGUGGAGCCAACUCGUCGGUUAUAAUGGGAGGAGAAGAGGAUGCACGGCCGGAAUCUGAGCGCGAAGCGGCGGCCGCAAACCAUGUUGGCUCCGGAGAGCCGAAUCUCUUGGACGGCGAAAACCAGGAGGACGGCCCUGGCUAUGGCCUGGAGCUCCCACAGCAGCAGGAGGAGCCGGCCCCCCCAGCCGUGGAGGGGCCACUGAUCGUGGAGAGAAAGCAGCGCCGCAGCCGCAUCGCAUUCACCCAGUUGCAGCUGCAGGAGCUGGAGGGCGUUUUCCAUCGCACUCAGUACCCUGACUUGUUCGCGCGAGAAGAGAUUGCAGGCCGUCUGAAUUUGACUGAAGCCAGAGUACAGGUUUGGUUUCAGAACAGAAGAGCCAAGUGGAGAAGACACCAGAGAGCCCUGAUGUUUAGAAAUCUGGCCCCUGUUGCCUUGGGCCAUCCUGUGGGGGUGAUCCUUGAUGGGCCCUAUCCUGCACUCCCUAUUCUAGAGCCAGGAUGGAGAUGUGUUCCUCUGGUGCCUCGGGGGCUCAUGCCUCCUGGGCUACCCCUACCACCUGUGCUCCCUGGGCCACCUCUGCCCCCUGGGCCACCUAUGAUGCCUAUGCUUCCCCCACCACCUGUGCCUCCCGUUGCUCUGGCCCCCGUAGGUAUGGCAUGGGCCCCUGUCAUCAAUGGUCAUUUCGCAGGUCCCAUUUUCUGA
This is a messenger RNA of Nyctereutes procyonoides (raccoon dog), 795 nucleotides long. RefSeq names its product ESX homeobox 1 (gene ESX1). Gene Ontology annotation, molecular function: RNA polymerase II transcription regulatory region sequence-specific DNA binding; DNA-binding transcription factor activity, RNA polymerase II-specific. Gene Ontology annotation, biological process: regulation of transcription by RNA polymerase II. The transcript is spliced from 4 exons. The coding region runs from base 1 to 795 and encodes 264 amino acids. The record is from RefSeq and is a predicted model, not a curated record. Lineage: Eukaryota; Metazoa; Chordata; Mammalia; Carnivora; Canidae.